This is a messenger RNA of Xenopus tropicalis (tropical clawed frog), 2141 nucleotides long. It is a transcript of the gene picalml, whose product is annotated as phosphatidylinositol binding clathrin assembly protein like. Gene Ontology annotation, molecular function: phospholipid binding; 1-phosphatidylinositol binding; clathrin binding. Gene Ontology annotation, biological process: clathrin coat assembly; clathrin-dependent endocytosis. Gene Ontology annotation, cellular component: plasma membrane; clathrin-coated vesicle. Lineage: Eukaryota; Metazoa; Chordata; Amphibia; Anura; Pipidae. The record is from RefSeq and is marked provisional.
GUGAAGUGUGAGGUAAAAUAGAGAGACAGAACGGGGGAGAGAAACCGGAAAAGGAGAGGAGGACGAGAGAGAGGGAGUGGGGGAGAGGAAGGUAUAAAGGAUAGAUAGGGGUAAAGAGUAUAUGCACUCCCCCACUCUGCUCUGCCGGGUCACCUCAUAAGGACUUCCUUUAACCUCGUUAUACGGUGACCCGGAACCGGGGGAAGGAAGACAGGGUAUUAGGUGACAUAGGGUUGUAGUGACAGCGCCCGUGUGUGUACGUGUUAUUUACUGUGGGUCGGUGCCCGGUCGGCACAAGAAGGAUCAUGUCGGGCCAGUCCAUCACAGAUCGGAUCACGGCGGCUCAGCAUAGUGUCACCGGCUCCGCCGUGGCCAAAGCCGUAUGUAAGGCGACUACCCAUGAAAUGAUGGGACCCAAGAAGAAACAUUUAGACUAUCUUAUACAGUGUACAAAUGAGAUGAAUGUAAAUAUCCCUCAGCUGGCUGACACACUUUUUGAGAGAACUGCAAAUGGUAGCUGGGUUGUAGUAUUCAAAGCACUCAUCACAACACAUCACCUCAUGAUGUAUGGCAAUGAGAGAUUUAUUCAGUACCUUGCAUCCAGAAAUACAUUGUUAAAUCUUAACAACUUCUUGGAUAGAGGUGCCAUGCAAGGGUAUGAUAUGUCGACAUUCAUCAGGCGCUAUAGCAGAUACUUAAAUGAAAAAGCACUUUCCUAUAGACUUGUGGCUGUUGACUUCACCAAAAUGAAAAGAGGGGUAGAUGGAGUUAUGAGAACCAUGGUUACGGAGAAGCUCUUGAAAACGCUUCCAAUCAUUCAGAACCAGCUGGAUGCUCUCUUAGAUUUUGAUGCAAAUACAAAUGAGCUAACAAAUGGUGUUAUUAAAACUGGUUUCAUGCUGCUUUUCAAAGACUCGAUAAGGCUCUUUGCAGCUUAUAAUGAAGGCGUCAUUAACUUGCUAGCUAAGAUCAAAAACAUAUGUUAGCCUUGGGCUCCUGAUUCCUAUUUAUCAACAUCAAAGUGAAGCAGUGAUUAGUUGACGUGCACUCUACAACAGAAGGGAUCUGGUUGUGAUGUACUACAUGCCUGCUGUGUAUAAGAUAAUAUCUUAUGUUGUGUAUUUGCAACUGCCACAAUUUUAUUUUCUCCCAUUUCAUCAUACACAAAAGCCAUUCGUUGUUAAUUAUUAAUUUAAUGUCUAAAAAGUACUUAAAGUACUAAAAAGAUGCCAUUGAUGAUUAUAUUUAGACUAAAAGACAUUUUAUUUUGGUUCAUUUCCCUUUUAAAUUAUGGUUAUUGCAUGCUAAUUUUAAGAGAAAUGGGUUUUUGUUCAUUGGUCAUAUCCACAUUAUUUUCUGUAGAUUUUGUUAAGUUUGCUGCAGAUAAGGGAGUAAAAGUAGGUUGUUGUUUCCCCCUUAUAUUUUUUGCAAAAUAUAAUUGUUAAAGGGUUACAUUUGUCUCAUGCCAGUCAUACACUGAGUUAGUAUAAUGCAAGUUUUACAUAAUUAUAAUUUAGUUUUUGAAAUUUAAGGCUUAAGGUGUAUAUAUGCAUGUUUUAUCCACUAAAGAUAAAUAUGUUUGUAUGUGUAAGAACAAAGUGGAACUGCUCUCUGGAGUUAUAAUUAUUCAAGAUGAACUAAUGUUUCAGCAGUCUAGCCUUUUCUCAAAGUGAUACAACCAACACAACAAUUGCCUCAUGAGCCCUUAAGUGGCAGGAAUGUGGGGUGGGUGGCAUCAUGAGACAUCACUUCAGAGGGACACAACACAGUGUAAAAAAUAGUGUUAACAACAAAGUGAACAUAACCAAAAGUAAAAGGAAUAAAGGAAAAUCAUCAGAAAACCCAUACAAUAUGGAAAAAAGGUUGCAGUUUUAAUAAUAUAACAACAGUGUUACAAGCUUGCUUGUCAAUCUCUUUACAAAAUAAUACUAAAAUCCUCAAAUAAUGCAAGGUAUAACCCCCAGAAAAUCUGUCAACAUAUAUUAUAGAAGCAGGAGCAGGUUAUUUUACGUAGGAACGCUUUUCAAAACCAACUGAAUAUCAGGCGAAAGUUAUUUAAAGAAUACACACGAUGACAAACUUAGUACUUGCAAGAAUGAGUUGUAGAGGCACUGGAGCCUCCAAAGUAGGGAAGCAGAAAG